Miscanthus lutarioriparius is the source of this 1980-nucleotide messenger RNA. The record is from the annotation of a GenBank genome assembly. NCBI's taxonomy places the organism in Eukaryota, Viridiplantae, Streptophyta, Magnoliopsida, Poales, Poaceae.
AUGCCGCCCCCGCCGCCGCUCCACCUCCGUCCCUCCCUCCUCCCGCCCCACCCUAUCUCUCCUUCUCGCCGCUAUGCCUCCCGCUCACCAUCCGUCGCGUCCUACCCUCUUGCGGUACGCCCCCUCGCCCAACGCCACGGUGGGCGCCCGCGCCCCCUUUGCGCCGCGCGGGACGAGGCCGAGGCCGAGGCUGAGGGCUUCGCGUGGCCGGAUGGGUCCGAGGAGGAGCUGCGGCGGCUCCUGGAGCUGCUCCCUGGGGAGCUGAGGCGGCGGGUGGAGACCCACCCGGAGCUCCCGGCGCUUGUGGAGGUGGUCAUGGACCUCGGCCGACCCCCGCUCGCGCGCUUCCCGUCCGGAGACUUCCUCCUCUCCCACCGCCCCAUCUCCUUUGACGACCUCCGCCACGCCACCUCCCAGGUUGGGGACUUUGGAGCGGAUAAUCGUGCUGGAAUCAGCCGGACGCUGCACCGUAUCAGCGCCAUUCGGAACCGGAAGGGCGUCAUUGUAGGCCUCACUUGCCGUGUUGGGCGCGCAGUGCCCGGGAGCGCUAAUUUGCUUCAGGAUUUGGUUAAGGAUGGUGGCUCAUUGCUGCUCAUCGGCCCACCUGGGGUGGGGAAGACUACUGUCAUAAGAGAAAUUGCCCGUAUGUUAGCUGAUGACUAUAAGAAGCGGGUGAUGAUUGUCGACACAUCUAAUGAGAUUGGUGGGGAUGGUGAUAUUCCUCACCCUGGAAUAGGCAAUGCACGCAGGUUGCAAGUGCCUAACCAAGACAUGCAGCAUAAGGUACUGAUAGAAGCUGUGGAAAACCAUAUGCCUCAGGCAAUUGUUAUUGAUGAAAUUGGAACUAAACUAGAGGCCAUGGCUGCAAGCACCAUUGCACAGAGGGGCAUACAGCUUGUUGCAACUGCCCAUGGGGUAACGAUAGAGAAUCUGAUCAUGAACCCAUCACUAGAGAUGCUUGUGGGAGGAAUACAGAGUGUCACACUUGGUGAUGAAGAAGCUAACCGGAGAGGAGUUCAAAAAACUGUCCUAGAGCGCAAGGGCCCAUCAACAUUUACAUGUGCUGCAGAGAUCGUCUCGAAAAAAGAAUUACGUGUCCAUCGUAGUCUGGAAGCCACAGUAGAUGCUCUACUCGCAGGCAAGCUGCCUAAUGUUGAAAUUCGGAAGUUGGGUUCAAAGGGAUUGAUGCAGGAAGUUUCUGUGCAAAAGGAACAAUCACAUCUUGGUAUCUAUGAUGCAACUGAAUUUGAUGGUGACUCUCUAAGGAAUGCCAGAAGAAGCUUGGACUCUGCAUUUAAUCUUGACUCUGCUGAAGGGCAUAUAGAGAGGACAGAUGGAGCUGGUUCAAGCUUGAAUCUAUAUGCAUAUGGGAUCUCCGAGUCGACUGCCUUGCAAGCCAUUCAACAGCUGGAGUUGGAGGACAUUGUUACCUUAACUUACAAUAUCAGUGAAGCUGAUGCAGUGAUCGCGUUACAUUCAAAGCUCAAGAAGAAUUCUCAGAUUCAGGCUGUGGUGAAAUCCCAGGAUAUACCAGUUUUCUUCGUGAAGACAAACUCCCUGUCUCAAAUCACUCGGGCACUUCGUGCUCUUGUUGACAAUCACAUGGACGAGCUGAUAGACAUAGACUACGAUGAUAAAGAAGAAGCAAGAUCAUCAGAGGAGACUGAUGCUCUGGAGGAGGCAAGGCUGGCAAUCGAGCAAGUAGUGAUCCCGAAAGGCGAGAGCGUGCAGCUACUGCCCAGGCCAUCAAGCAUCAUCUCAUCCCAAGUGGAUCUCGUCGAAAGCUUCAGCCUCCAGUGGGAGGUCAUCGGCCAAGAGCCUAACGCGUACGUGAGGAUCCUUCCGCACUUCGCGCCAAAAGAAGCUGAAGCUACUAUCCAGAAAGAAACCCCAGCGGUGGGGCUCGCCGAUUCAGAGAGCUCCGAUGACUUGGAUCAUACCCAGAAUGGCAUCACGAGGCUACCUUUCCUACCCGAUUAG